Molecule: messenger RNA, 681 nt
Organism: Penicillium odoratum
Lineage: Eukaryota; Fungi; Ascomycota; Eurotiomycetes; Eurotiales; Aspergillaceae
Exons: 1
Coding region: 1-681 (226 amino acids)
Source: RefSeq, a predicted model, not a curated record
AUGGAUACCUUCGUGGCCAAUCUGUCCCCGGAGGUAGGAAUUGUCCUCCAAGAAAACAUCUCAAACAUCAUCGUCAUAUCGAUACUCGCUACUGCCAUAUACAAUGCCAUGGAAACGGUGUUGAUCACGUUUGACAUUGUCAAAAAUUAUCGCACCCUCUACCUCUGGAGCAUACAGGCCUCAUGCUGGGGCAUUCUUGUGCACGCUGUUUCUGCCAUCAUUUGCUGCACAUCUCAAAAAUCCACACUGCCGACGUCCGUGUUAUUCAUCGCUGGUUGGUACGUAAUGGUGACUGGUCAGGCUGUCGUAUGCUACUCUCGCCUGCGCCUGGUUGUUCUUGAUAUCAGCAAGGUGCGGUGGGUGCUCCGGAUGAUCGUCGUGAAUGCUGGCAUCCUACACGUCCCUAUGACAGUUCUGUUUUUUGGGAGUAUAAACGGCGAUCCCCGCUUUCUCCGAACGGCUGCUAUCUUCAAUCGCAUCCAACUGGUCGGUUUUUGUGUGCAAGAGAGCGUGAUUAGUUGCGUCUACAUGUCUGAGGCAAUGCGCAAUCUGAUAUGUGUCGCCAGACUUCGCGGCCGUGGGCAACCUCGAGCCACCACUCAUCUGCUUGGCAUCGGAGGAUUUGUUUUUCUACUCAACAUUCUGCUCCUCUUGACGGAGUACAGGCUGCAUUUCAUAUAA